UUAGUAACAUUUGCAGGUAUGAACUUGAAGCAUAGUUUUAUUUACAACAGGGUUAAAAUACAUUCUUACAGGUGAUGUUAUACAUAAGAGAACACCAGACGCACCAUGCAUCCUUUAACGUGGACUGAGGAAAUUCGUUCUUAUCAGUUUCCCGCAGAUUUAACAUCCAGUUUUAGUGAUGAUGGGGACGAUUCCGAGGGAGGGUCCAGCCAAGACCACAAUGGCAAAGAUCUGUCAAAACGGGGUAGGCCCAGGGCAGAUGCCAUUUCCUCGUUAGUGCAAGAAGGAUCAUCGUCGGGUAACGCAAUACGGUGUCAAAUAUGCAGCAGAGUAUUUCCACGAGAAAAAUCACUCCAGGCUCAUUUGCGAACACAUACAGGUGAGAGGCCAUACCCAUGUGACUUCCCAGGAUGUGGAAAGGCUUUCUGUCAAAGUGGACAGCUGAAAACACAUCAGAGGUUACAUACCGGAGAGAAGCCAUUUGCUUGUUCUGUUUCAGGCUGCAAAAGCACCUUCACCCAUGCCAACCGUCACUGCCCAAAUCAUCCUUAUGCUACUCUGCAGCGAGUUCAUACCGAGAUCAGCCUUCUCCAACUGAGCCUUAAAACGGACAACAAGAUGAUCCAAGAAUGGUUAACAAAGUAUGCUCAACAAAAACAGGAACGAACAUCCACAAAAUCGAAAUCGAAGAACGUGAAAAGGAAAUAUGAAGAAACAGCAUUGGUACAACGAGAGGAGCAGAAGUCCAACUCUGACCCUCUGAGCUCACCGGUACAACACGCAGAACAGCACGACAAGUGGAUUUCAGCUCUGGCACUCAUAGAACUGGCCAGGGGUCACAGAUCAUCACAGCUUGGAAUUCUUAGCCACUAAAUAUAACAGAGACUCCAAGUUUACAACAAAAAAGCAAUCAUUUUGAUAUUGGCUGGUUGCUUCCUUCUAGAAAAUUAUGUGAGAGAAUUCAAAAGAGAGGUCACAACUUCACAGUCUGUGAAUAUAUUUUAUAUAUUUAUAAGCAAUCCAGAAAUUGUGUUUUUAACCAUUAUAAUAAUUUAACCUUGUUCUUUGAGAUAGUGUUAUUUUAAAAAUGAGCUUACAAACAAUUAACAUAAUAACAUAAUUGGGAAUUUCAGCUGUGUUUAUGGUGUGGGAUAGUAGUGUUGAGAAAAGUUGCAAAAAGAAAUCGGUACUUAGUUACCAGUAUUAAAAAAUAGGAUUCAAAAUCCCUGCUCUGAUAAAUAAAAAUAUACUUUUACUUCCAUAUCAGGAAAAAAACCCUAAUUAAACCAGACAUCGGAAUAAGAAAUAUGUCUGGUAACCCAUGUACAGGUUACCACAAAAUACAGACCUAGAAAACUUAUAGGUUACCACACAUUUAUAUUUCAAUUAUUACUGUAAAAUACCUUCAGAGACACACAAAUACGUUGUUAUUCAUCCAUCCCACUGUUCUCAUUGUACUGACACUGUGUGUGUAUCUAAAUAACACUCAGUUGAUCAAAAUUUAGGUGGUGUAAUUUUAUUUUAAUAAGAUUCUAUGAAGAACGAAGUACCAAUCUCGACUACCUUGAUAUGUGGUAACCUGAACAACCGUUCUUGACUUAUUUUGAUUCCUGUGAAACCAAUAAACAAUGAAUUUGUUCAUGUAGUGUAACAUAAUUUCUGGAUUGAUCAUUAAUAAAUACAAUGUAUUUAUGUUUUUGUUUUUUCUGAAAAUGAAAUAUUAUUUAUUCCAGAAGUGUUCAUUAUAAUGCUUUGCAACUUUUUGUGCUCAGCAUUUUUAUGCUGCCGUCCAUUCCAUGAAUUUGCGAUAACAUUAUAACCCACAAUUUUAUAUAUAUAUAUAUAUAUAUAUAUAUGUGUGUGUGUGUUUGUGUGUGGAUUAUUUAUUUAUUUAUUAUUCAAAUAAGUAAAUUAAAUUAAAUAUUGUAAUUAGUAAAUAUUUAUUAAGUAGCCAGUAACAAUGUGUUUAUAAUGACAUUAGCAUACUCAUGUUUUUUUCUUAGAAUACAAAGAGUGAAUAACAGCUUUUUAAUAUUGGUGAAAAUAAAUAUUAACUUAAAGAUAAAAUGUUUCAUGUUUUGGCCACAUUUUAAAUAACCGUAAUUAAACUUAUAAAUAAAAAAAUAUGCAGGAAUGUUUUUACACAUGUCAAACAUCACUAAAAUAUGAGGCAAUUAUUAUUUUAACAAGUAUAAGUCGAUGAUGCAGGUAACUUACAUUUGUAUCAAGGCCAACCGUACAAACUAAAAUGUUUAUUGUGAUCCAACUCACCAAUAAAAAUUAGCCCAACUAAUUUUUCAGCUCUAAAUUUUAUCUUUUAUUAUUUCAUUAAAUUUCGAAACAAUAAAUAAAAGAAAAAACUGACAGAAGACUAAAAUGAUUAGUAUAGUUAGGAAAGAUAUUGUGUAAAAUGUGUUUAAAAUAUGGAGGAAUUGUAAGAUGUGAUUUUUGUUUUUGUUUAUGAUGGUGCAUGAGAAUGCUGAUUCUCUUAAGUAGAAUGACGAUUCUCUUACGGUAAGUAUAUGUAUUUUGUAUUCAACUGUGUUAUAAUGCCGUCCACUAUUAUUAUGCUUUACAUUUAUAUUUGCCGUCCACAAAACGUUUAUAUGACUUAACAGUUUUAUUUAUAUAUUUAUGAAUAAAUUAUAACCAUUUUAGACCCUCUUUUAGGGUCAUUAAAUCAUUCCAUCCAUUAUCAAUACAUGUAUACAUGAAGUAGAUAUGAUAUUAAUAGCAGAUAAAACAAAUUCAACUUUAUUGAAAUCAAUUUUAAUGAUUAGUAUUGUAGUAUUUAACUAUGAAAAAUAAUAACUUACAUUCCAGUCUGGUUAUACUGGUUACAUAAAAUACAUGAGCAUAGAGUUUUGGACAUAAUUAGUUAUUACGGUAUAUUGUAUUAACAUGGAAAAAUACACUGUCACAUUGUUUAUUGAGUUUACUCAAAUUUUUGUUUUUAAAAAUAAAUGUUUGUUUGUCUUUUUUUAUUCUGUUAUGAUAGCAUGUUAUUAAAUACUGCUAUAAUUAUAUGAACAAUUGUUUUAGCUGUCGUAAAUCAUAUAGAAAUGUUCAUACAGAGAAGUCAUGGAAAUCAAGAAAAACAUAAUGAGUAACUUUUGAAUAUAAAAUACUUUUAUUUAUUUAAUUAUUCAGGUAUAAUAUAUAUAUCAUACACUUGUGUAUAUGGAUGUAUAACACAAUAUAUAGUGUGGAAAGUGUGUAACAUGUCACAUGAACGGAAUACGAUUCCUUACACUAACAUACAUGUAGAGUUCCCACAUUUACAGUCUUCCACAAAGUGAAGUCGAAAUUGGAAGAUUUAUCGUAUUUUGUUAUGCAUAUAUUAAAGAAAAACACAUUUUUAGAUUUGCCUGUGUACAUCUCAGUUUUACAGUUCUUAGGGCAGAUUUAAGAUAUGACCUACAAAGGGGUGUGCUAGAUUUGUACUGGCUCGUAAUGGUGCAUAUUAUUCAAUGAAAGUUACAUUUCUUAACAUGGACAAAAGCUAUUAUCACAAUUUACACACACACACACACACACACACACACCCCAAGGUAUGAUUAAAUAAAUAGUGUGGUGGGAUCACUUUAAUUCCACAGGGUAAAUACUUGCUUAAACAAAAAAAAAAAAAUUUCAUAAGGAUUUUUUUUUUCUCAAUGGCCUGUCGCAUCCAUUAGGUACAGCCAUGUAAUAAAAACAUUGGGUAGAAGUUUAGCACUUAUUUAUAAGGUCUCAAAUCCCCCUGCCCAUCAGUUCCCAUUUGUGUUCAGUGUUGAGUUUUAAUACAAUGAUGUAAAGAAGAGUUUUAUAAAAGAGUUAUACAUUUUUUUUAAAAACCCACCCACUCUUCAUGACCCUCUUUUCGCUGUAUGGUGAAAUAUAACAGCUUUAUUCAGAGUUGCAUGUAACCCGAUACUGUAUGUUAUAAACUAGGAAGCACACAAAAAACAAGCCACUUACUGGAUCGGUUUACCAGUUGUUAAACGUCCAACACAGCAUGUGCACGUAUACACAUUUUAUCUGUAAGUUUUGUAAAACUGUUGUCAAAAUUUGAAGUACAUAAACAUGAAAUUGUGUUGCAGUCAAAUCUGUUUUCAUAACCAAUUUUAAUACUGAAUUUUAAGUAUGCCAGAUUUUAGCUCUUAAUUUUUUUAGCUCUUAAUUAACUAUUCAACUGAUUCACUUCUAAAAAAAUAUUUUUACCAGUUAUAUACCUUUUAAGUGUACAUAAUGUUUUAUGUUUAAAAAUGUAGUAAUGUUUUUAAGGGUAUUCUAAUCAACAAAUAACAAAUGUAAGUUAUUAUUCACAGUUUAAUUAUAUUCUAGCUGUAAACUUGCUGCUUUUACAUACGUUUAAAUUAGAAUAUUGAGAAGUGUGCAUUUCUGUUAUCUUAUUAUUAAUGUUUGCUCUAAUCAUUUUUAAUAACGGUAAUGACAUAUACAUUCCAGCUGUACAGCUUUUUAAACCUUCCAUGAUCACGUUUUAAUCAUUCUGUGGGAUUACUUAAUUUUUUGUUUUAUAUAUACAUGUAUAAUUUUUUUAAAAACAAUUAUCCUGACAUGGGGAUUUUUUCUUUCUUUUUUCUAUUCGUAUAUUUAUUUUCACAUUUAGCAAAAUAAUUUUAUGUCACAUUACUGCAUAUCUUUAUUAUUUUAAUUUAUUUUUUAUUUAUCUUUGUAUAAGAAUUUAAUAUAUUUCAUUUUAUUUUGUAAUAUGACUAAUUUUAUAUUGUGCCACUAUUAGACAUAGUAUUUGACACAAAAGAAAUGAUUUAAAUCAGACUACUGAUAAUAUUUAUAAAAUAAAAAAAUAGUUUUCGAUGAAAACACCGUAAAAUUCAAUGUUCAUAAUCAAACGAAAUGGUGGGAAUACAAGCUAGUAAUUUAUAAAACAGAGAACGCUAACUUGGGAAUAAGAAUACUAUUUGUGGAAAAGUAGGAACUGACCAAUAGGAUAACAAUGACAAUGAUGAAUGCUGAGAUAUAAAAAAAAGUAUUAGUUGUUGAAACCAGUAGGGCCGUGUUUAUUUAUGUAUUAUAUGCAAAUACUUUCGCAAAAGAAUUUAUUCUAAAUUUAUCAGAUCAUAAUAUGUUGUGGAUAUUUUCACUAAUAUAUAUAUAUAUAUAUAUAUAUAUAUAUAUAUAUAUAUAUAUAUAUAUAUAUAUAUAUAUUGUACAAUACUCAGGGUUUAAGCUGGACAAAAGACAUUGUUACACAUGAAUGUUGUUUGCACAUAUGUAUACAAAUUCAGUUCAUUUUGGCCAGGAAAAAAAAGAAGUAAAAAACGAAAGACUCAUUUACCAUGUUAAUUACUGGAUUAGCCUUUUUAAAAAUUAUCAAAUAUAUACACAAAUAAGAGAUAAAAAAUUAAAUUGAAUUUUUAAAAUCCAGAAACUAUAUACAUGAAUAAGAGAUGAACAGUGAAUUUGGAUUAAAAGAUCCCAGAAACUCUACAGUGACAUGAAUAAAAGCAGGAUCAAGAGAAGUUUUUAGUAACGCUGAAAUAAAAAUCUCAAUCAAAAUCUGAAUCUUUUUCAUAUUUGACCUUAGUGAACAUGCUAAUUCUUGAAGUAGCCUUUUGACAAAUUUAUUACUAACUACAUUCACCAAAUUUCACUUGAUUUUGGAUUGGACAAACUUCAGCUUAAACCCAAAGUAUAUCGCAAAUUGUUUUUCUCAAUAUUUUGAAUUUGUUGUCACUUUAGAUUGCCGUCCAUGUUAGUUUUCUUUUCUGUAGCAAUUUGUGUUCAUAUUACCGUCCAUUGCUUCACAAAUGUGUUGCAAACAAUGAAGUGUUCAAUUUGUAUUACAGUGCUAACAAUACAACACAGCCAAGCAGAAAUGGGACAGCUUAUAAGUCUGAAGGAUGAACCUUAAGUCUGAAAACUAUUGGUCCCCAAUCAUUCAUUUAUCAGCAUUUUGUGAUACCAUAAUUUGAAGCACAUUUCACUAAUCAUUGUAUAUGUAUUAGUAUUCAGUCAUUUACAAAAAAAAUAAAAAAAACCUUCAUUCUUAUUGACUUGUAAAUUUACUGUACCUUGUCAACGUCAUAUAUGCCUGUUCAAUGGACCUGUCUUGGACAGAACAGUUUUCUGAUGGUAUUAUUCUAUGUGGCAAAAGUGAGUUUCUGCUCAUCCUCAGACAAUUCAAAACAUAAAAGCCUCAUCAAAUCACACAGCUUGUUCCAGACAAAACAAAAAUCAUCUAUAAUUUCUGAAGAGAUAUGUUGAGACUUAUUUAUUCAUAUUGUUAUAUAAAUGUCACCAAAAUGUGUUCAAAUAUUUAUUGCGUCAGUUGACUGGUGUUCAUCUCACAUUUAAAUAGCCAUUAAUCUGUACCAUUUUCAUGGAAACGGAUCUAUAACAUACUUUGUUGAAAAAUCCAUUUUGCUUUUUUCGCAUUGAAAAUGGUGCUUAGAUUCCAUAUUUUAAAUACCAUUUUGCUUUAUUUGUUGGAAAGUAACUGAAGCUUAUGAAAAUUGUAUGUACUGCAUCCAUUAUUUCAAAAUUCAUUGAAAAGAUAUUUUUUAAAAGAUGACUUCUCAUCUUAAAUGGCUGGAAUAAUUAUUUUUAAAAUCUAAAUAUUCAAUGAACCAUGCUUCAAGGAUAUAUAAAAAAUAUAUAACUAAUUAUUUAAAAAUGGUCUCAUUUAUACAUAUACAAACAUAAAUUUACAGACUAUCGGCCAUAAUUGGCAAAGAUAUUUUCUGUUUGGCAUUUAUGCACAGAUUUGACUAAAAUGUUUUUUUUAGCUUUGUACAUAAAUUUCAUUUAAAAUUUCUUUAUAUAUAUAUAUUCUGGGUUUCUGCCAGAGGGUAAAAUGGGUAUGGCGCCAUACCCAAAUUUUUAUUUUUUUAA
Messenger RNA from Gigantopelta aegis, 6855 nucleotides. Its product is annotated as zinc finger protein 367-like. NCBI's taxonomy places the organism in Eukaryota, Metazoa, Mollusca, Gastropoda, Neomphalida, Peltospiridae. Gene Ontology annotation, cellular component: nucleus. The transcript has 4 exons. The coding region runs from base 106 to 873 and encodes 255 amino acids. Gene Ontology annotation, biological process: central nervous system development; regulation of transcription by RNA polymerase II. The record is from RefSeq and is a predicted model, not a curated record. Gene Ontology annotation, molecular function: RNA polymerase II cis-regulatory region sequence-specific DNA binding; DNA-binding transcription factor activity, RNA polymerase II-specific.